UGUAAUGAUGUAAUGUUGGGACAUGUCAUCUGUUUCUAACAUUUGUUAUUCUGCUCCUUGUACGAGCUUUGUAGCUACUCUCUUCUGUAGAGUUUUGGUAAUGAUAUUCAUGUUGCAAAAUCCUGCGAUGGGCACUUUAAUGCGUGUAUGUAUUGAGGUGUUUAUCGUAGGUUAAGAACCUGAGGCUUGAAUUAUGCAAAGGUUAGCAAAUUGGGGCUAAAUUGUAUAAUUCCGGUCCCAGAGUCUUACACUAUUGACCUCUCUGUUAGGGAUUUCCAAGUCCCAACUGCCUGUGUGCUCGCAAAGUAGUGUUCUCUUGCUGCUAAUUGGACGAUUAAUAGUGUUCUCAACAAAGCUACUUGAUCGAUCUUGGUAUGCUUGGAUUGGUUUGUUAACGAAGAACUGAAGUACUGGCUUCCCACAGCUUAGUCUGGUGUUCACACCGCUUAUUUUUGUUGGUUUGAUGUCUAAUUUUGGAUGGCAUGCGCAUAUGCAUGAGGCGCAGCACAUGACUGCAGUUAAAAUCUCCAGAGCUGGUACGAGGCUGACACAAUCCGCUGAAAUUUAGAUUUGAAUGAAUGGUAGAAUCGAUAUGUUUUCUGCUUUAUCAGCUAUCCUUCUUUGCAAAAAUUGACUUGCUACUUGACUUUUGGUACUCAAUUCAGUGCAAAACCUGGAUUUGUACUUAGCACCAAAUAAUGAAUAUCACCCGAUUCCAUAAUUGUUUGCUUUGAUUUUUCAGGGGUGGAGUUGUGCAUAAGGUACUCAAAAGACUGGUACUCAAAAUGUCUGAAAAGAGGAAUACUACAAGCUUGUGCUUGUUAUGUAUUGACACAUUCAGUAAAAGUUAUUCCGCUGCAAUAUAUUCCAAAUUUUCCAUGAUGCUCUGUCUCCUUACAUCCUGAACUCACACACACACAUAUAUUCCAAUAUAUAGUGUAUAGUAUAUUCAGAUGUAUUUAAACUGACUGCUAUUCAUUCAUCCUUGUCUAUUUGCAGAACAUGAUCUAGCGGCACACAACGUCCACACCAGUCGUACAGAAGUUGUUGUCAUGUGCUACUGGCAUGACAUCUAUGGUUCUUCUGUUAACAUGAAAACUACAUAUUUUUUGUGGAGAAUGAGGAGUGCAUCUUUUAAGGGCUUAUGGUAUGGACUAUCUUGAUUUUGUAAGGUCCAGAUCAGCUGUAUGAAAAUUGAAUUUGUAAUGUUAUGGGUACCAUUUGAUUCCCGCUUCCACCUAAUUCUACAGAUGCUUUGAACUGGAAACAAAAGGGUCACAAUUGCCUCCCCUAAGGUUGUUAAUGCUUAAAUUUGACACUACGAAAUCUAAACUGCCCCGUUAAAAAAAAGAACAAAUCUAAAUUCUGCGGGCAUUGAACGAAUCCAUGAUGAGUAGAAGCAAGCUUUUUCGUCAGUACUUUGUGUUGCACCGUUUUGGCUCCUAUAUAUGUCUUCUUGUUUGGUACUUGAACAUUACUUCACAGUAAGCAUAAGUGUUGGGUUGGAAGAGAAUACUCCAUCGAAACGUACAUGCUGCAAAAAAGAGUGGAUGAUCUGUUUGAGCAAAUGAAAAUGGAACUUGCUGUACCACCAAGUUUAUGUCAAGUGUUUUUGCUAAGACUAUUUUUAUGAAGAAGAUGACAUAGGUUGCAGCACUGGUUGCUGGGCUACAAUUUCUGCAGGUGGGGUGGCAUGAUUUUAUUCUAUAUAGUCAAAUUAUCAAGCUUCAAUGAUCUGCAGGUGAGAAAAUGAAUUAUCACUAAGUACUCGGCUGCCUGAAUAUAUGUCUCUGCAUAUCUCUUUUUAUCCCGUUGCAACGCACGGGUAUCUUUUCAGGUUGGUGGAUGCUCUCUCUUCUCUCUUUUCAGGUCCAGUUGUGCUUCAUCUUAGAGGGAGAUAAUUAAGAUACCUAGCUAUACUGAAUUGUGAAUUUUAUUGGAAUGAUUAAUUAUGCGAUUUGUACAUUACAGAAAAGGUUGGGAAGGUGGGGAAUGAAAUUGCUGAAACAAUAAUGUGUUAUGUUUUUUGCUUCCAUAUGCAGAGAAAGAAGACCAGGCGACGCGCGGAGCAGAGAAGCGUGGCGGCAACGGCGCGUACAGGGCGGAGGACAACUACGACUACCUCUUCAAGGCGGUGAUCAUCAGUGACUCCAGCAUCGACAAGUCUAACCUGUUGUUGCAGUUCACCGUGAAAAGUUCUGCCUCGAGUCCAAGUCCACCAUCGGGGUCGAGUUUGCCACCCGCAGCCUCCAGGUCGACGGCAAGGUCGUCAAAGCGAGUCAGGAGAGGUGCGUGCUCGUCUCUCUUAAUUGUUCCCAACCCCCAUUCAACUCUGGCUGCCUGUUGGUGUGCAAAUUGCACUCAGACGGACCUUACCGCCGGCAAUGAGGUUGACCAGGCCACGACGGUUGCGGUUAAAGUUGAGGUCAGUUUGGGUGUUCAUUGUCCAAGUGAACAUGUGGAUUAUUCACCCGCAAAAAAAAAGAACAUGUGGACUAUAAUUUUAUAUAACACACAUUCAAGAGUAUGGCUAUGCAUGGAGGAACCAAUUUCUAUUUGACCCGCUUUCAUAUGAAACAAUGAAUGUGAAAGUAACAUUCCUGACCUGCAUGAUUUUGUGAAUCUGUAGCAACGUACGGGCUCCACCAGUAUCUGUUAACACCGAGACGUAGAGCAAUCUCAAAAUCUACCGACUCAGCUUCAGAAAAGUGUAUUCACGAGCUAAUCCAAACACAGGGCAUUCUGAUUUAAAAAAAUGUGCAAGGUGAUAAACUGCUAAUCAAAACACCGAAGCGUUCUGAUUAUAGAAAAUGUACGAGGUGCAGCUCCAAACGCUAGCGCAUCCAAAUUAUAGAAAAACGUACGAAGUGCUUCCAGACACAGACGGUUCCACAAGCUAAUAAGACUAAUGAAGAAGUCUGAUAAUCCAAACAUUCCUCUUCCCUCCUUGCAAACUUUUACAUCGGAAAUUUCCAACAUUUUCCAUGCUACUUCGGCUAAAGCAGAGACGGCUGCUGCACGAGUGCAUCAGUGCAUCAGAUCUGCUGCCAUGGUCCAAUUGCUCUUCUCUGGUGUACGGUGUACCCCUCUUUCCCUUCCUCUUACAUUUUGCAUCUUUGUCCUUUUAUUUUCUCACAAACAUUCUCCCCUCUCACCCCCUCUCCUCUACAUCUUUAACAAGCAAGGAAGAUAUCUUCUCAAGGAGAUUCCAAAUCAUCUCCCCUCUCCUCAGAGUUCCUCCCUCCCCUUGUACAUUCACACCACUCCUGAACUUCCUUCCCCCAUUGCUGUCACAACCCCAAGCCCCAAAUGUCGAAAGCUUCACCCUUCUCACCGCCAUUGCCCACCUCGCUCUGCCGCCCGCUGCCAGUCUGCUGCAUUGCUAUAAAAUCCACUGCGUCUCCACUCCGACCCCUCUAAUCCAGCCAAGAAGCCAUGGCCGGAGCCCCCAAAUCCACCCGCAUUAUCUUCCUCCUCCCCCUCCUGCUGCUCGGGGCAACGGCCUCCUCCCAUCCCCUCCUCAACGCCUCUCUCCCGGAACCCGCCGCCGUCGUCGCCGACUUCCACAGCAAGGUGGCGACGUCGCGACGGCGGAUGCAGGAGUCCGGCGGCGGGUGCAUGACAGGCAACCCAAUCGACGACUGCUGGCGUUGCGCGGGCACGGACUGGCGCCAGGACCGGCAGCGGCUGGCCGACUGCGGCAUCGGGUUUGGCCGCAACGCGCUGGGCGGCAAAGGGGGGCCCUUGUACGUGGUGACAGACUCCUCGGACCGCGACCCCGUGAACCCGUCCCCUGGCACGCUCCGCCACGCCGUGAUCCAGGAAGGGCCCCUGUGGAUCGUCUUCGCCGCCGACAUGACCAUCCGGCUCAACGAGGAGCUCCUGGUCAACUCCUACAAGACCAUCGACGGUCGUGGCGCCAACGUCCACGUCGGGGCGGGCGGCGCCUGCAUCACGCUGCAGUACGUGUCCAACGUCAUCAUCCACAACAUCCACGUGCACGACUGCGUGCCGGCGGGGAACGCCAACGUCCGGUCGUCGCCGACGCACAGCGGGUGGCGGACCCGGUCGGACGGCGACGGCAUCUCGCUCUACUCGGCCCGGGACGUGUGGGUCGACCACUGCGCGCUGUCCCGGUGCGCGGACGGGCUGGUGGACGCCAUCAUGGGAUCCACGGCCAUCACCGUCUCCAACUCCUACUUCUCGCACCACAACGAGGUGAUGUUGCUGGGCCACAGCGACGACUACCUGCCGGACUCCGGGAUGCAGGUCACCAUCGCAUUCAACCACUUCGGGGUCCAGCUCGUGCAGCGGAUGCCCCGAUGCCGCCGCGGCUACUUCCACAUCGUCAACAACGACUACACCGCCUGGGAGAUGUACGCCAUCGGCGGCAGCGCCAGCCCCACCAUCAACUCCCAGGGCAACCGCUACAUCGCCCCCGCCAACCCCAACGCCAAGGAGGUGACGAAGCGGGUGGACACGGCGGAAGGGCAGUGGAACGGGUGGAACUGGCGGACGGAGGGGGACAUGAUGGUGAACGGCGCCUUCUUCGUGCCCUCGGGUGAAGGCAUGGAGGACAUCUACCAGAAGGCCUCCAGCAUAGACCCCAAGUCCUCCGCGCUCGUCGACCAGCUCACCAUCGGCGCCGGCGUCCUCGGCGGCCCUAGGGACAACGGGGAGGCGGCGGCGUACGCCGGGGUCAACUACGCCGGAGUGAGCACCGGCGGUGGUGCCUCUGGAGGCAGAGGCAACGGGUAUGGCGUCCUCGGAAUGGUCUAUGCCAACGGCGGCGAUUGGAUCAGCUGCCGAUCUCACUUGAUACCAUCAUUGGCCUCUCUGCUGGUCUUUGCUCUAGUAUGCUUGCACCCAUUGUAAGACCCAAUCAGGACGUUACUUGAUUGCUACUAUGAUUCAACUGGGAAAGGUAGGAAAAAGGGAAGGAGGAAAUGAGGGGGGAGUUGACACUAGGGAGAUAGGCAGCAGGGGUAGAUAUAUUAUAGAUAUCCAUCAUGUGCCAGCAGCACAUGGGAUGGGGUGGGUAUACUGCAGGCUAGCAUCACCUUUAGCUGUUGCAAAUGAUUCACUGAUUCGUUCAUGCUUAUUAACUCUAACAUCUCUGUAAUCUCUGCCAAAGAAAAAGAAAUUACAGGUAUCUGUGGUUUUCAAGGGAAA
This is a messenger RNA of Brachypodium distachyon (stiff brome), 5172 nucleotides long. RefSeq names its product probable pectate lyase 5. The transcript is spliced from 4 exons. NCBI's taxonomy places the organism in Eukaryota, Viridiplantae, Streptophyta, Magnoliopsida, Poales, Poaceae. The record is from RefSeq and is a predicted model, not a curated record. Gene Ontology annotation, molecular function: pectate lyase activity. Bases 3436 to 4875 code for a protein of 479 amino acids.